Perkinsus marinus ATCC 50983 is the source of this 2055-nucleotide messenger RNA. Its product is annotated as Long-chain-fatty-acid--CoA ligase, putative. Gene Ontology annotation, molecular function: long-chain fatty acid-CoA ligase activity. The coding region runs from base 1 to 2010 and encodes 669 amino acids. NCBI's taxonomy places the organism in Eukaryota, Perkinsozoa, Perkinsida, Perkinsidae. The transcript has 4 exons. The record is from RefSeq and is a predicted model, not a curated record. Gene Ontology annotation, cellular component: membrane; endoplasmic reticulum.
AUGACUGCUACUCAAAAGAUCUCNNNNAUACCUAGGAACGAAGGAUGUGGGACAGAAUGCUCAGUGCACACCUCUUGUCGUCGUUUCCUUAGGUUUCCUGUAAGUGUAUUUGGUCCCACGACUUGGACUACUUACAAGGAGCUUUCUACCAAUUAUCAUGCAUUCGGUGCCUAUCUACGUUAUAUUGGUAACAAACCACAAAUCCAUACUAAAGACUUUGAUAAUGAUCUCCUUGGUGAGUAUUCAAUUGUUAUAUUCGAGGACACAUGUGAUAUGUGGAUUACUGCUGCUCUUGGGGCAUGGACUCAGGAUAUGCUCGUUACUACUGUUUAUGGUACUCUUGGUCCCGAUGCUGUAGUACAGGCUGUACAAGAAGGUCAGAGGACUACUCUACUUUGUAACAGGAAGAAUGUACAUAAGAUUAUUGCUCGACGUAGUGAAAUGCCCUCUCUUAAAUAUAUUAUAUACACCGAUCUCAAUGUGGAUCCUAAAGAGGCCAAACAAGAAGUCUUCAGUGCCGAACAGGAGGAGAAGGGUAUCAAAGUUAUUCCAUACGCUAAAGCAUUGUCGAUUGGUAAAGAAUGUGUUGAUAAUAGUGAUAUAAAAGAAGAAGCUACUGCAGAUUCAGUAGCAGUUAUUAUGUAUACUAGUGGUACUACUGGUAAACCUAAAGGUGUUGUAAUGCCUCAUUCGAGUGUAUUAUUUACCAUUGGUUCAGUAAUACCAAUAUGUAUUGCUGCUAUGCCACCACACUUCUCACAUGUUGCAUAUCUACCUUUAUCACAUAUCUUUGAGCUUGCUAUACAUAUUGGUGUACUAUCUCUUGGAGGUAAUAUUGGUUAUGCUGAUCCACGAACAUUAUCUAAUACUGGUGCUCGUCCUACUGGUGCUUUACAGGAAUUCAAACCACAUCUUAUUAUGGGUGUACCCAAAGUGUAUGAGGUUAUAAUGAAGGGUGCGAAGGCAGAGGUUGCCAAGCUACCUGCUGCUAAACAACAACUUGUUAAUGCUGCAUUUGAAUGGAAAUUAUCAGCACUCAAUGCUGGUCGUUAUACACCUAUAUUUGAUAAACUCAUAUUUAAGAAGAUAGAAGAUAUGAUUGGUGGUAGAGUUAAUGGUAUACUAUCCGGUGGAGGUCCUCUAGCUUCUCAUAUUCAAGAUUGGAUACGUACAGCAUUUGGUUGUUAUGUUGUACAAGGUUAUGCUCUCACUGAGACAUGUGCUGGAGCAUCCUUCUCACUACUUGGUGAUACUCGUGUAUUCAAUGUUGGACCACCUAUACCUGGUGUUGAGAUUAUGUUAAGAUCAUGCUAUGAUGAUGAGAAGGAUGAGGCAGAGAUCCUUGAUAGUAAUGGACAACCCUAUCUUAGUAAAGAUCGAGUAAAUGCUGAUGGUGAACCUUGUCUUGGUCGUGGUGAAGUUAUGAUACGUGGUCCUUCUGUGAGCUAUGGUUACUUCCGUUUACCAGAUAAGACUAAAGAAUCCUUCCUACCUAAUGGAUGGUUUAAGACUGGUGAUAUUGGUGAAUGGUUACCUGAUGGAACUCUAAGGAUUAUUGAUAGGAUUAAGAACCUUGUGAAACUAAAAGGAGGAGAAUACAUUGCAUUGGAGAAUAUGGAAAUGGUAUAUUCAGAUUCACCAUACAUAGAUGCCUUAGCUGGUGGCCUUAUGGUAUAUGGUGAUGGUACGAUGGAUCGUCCAGUUGCCAUAGUACAGGUUAGGGAAAAGGCUAUUAUCAAAUGGGCUAAGGAUAACAAUAUACAAUAUAAGGAUGUUCAGGAUCUUAUUAGGAAGAAGGAAGCUAAUGAAGAGGUCCUGAGGUCUCUCCUUGAGUGUCAUAAAGAAGGUCAUCUAAUGCCUAUUGAGAAGCUUAUAGCCAUUGAGUUGAUUAUAGACCCUUGGACUUGUGAUAAUAAGUGUCUUACUGCUACUAAUAAGAUAUCAAGAAAGGGUAUUGCUAAGAGGGAUAAAGAGUUGCUUGAAAAACUCAAGCCCCUUGGGCAAAAGUGAUAUUUAUUCAUUAUUAUGUUUACCACAAUACCCUGAAUGUUUCUC